Quercus lobata is the source of this 1485-nucleotide messenger RNA. RefSeq lists its product as uncharacterized. The transcript is spliced from 3 exons. The coding region runs from base 1 to 1485 and encodes 494 amino acids. NCBI's taxonomy places the organism in Eukaryota, Viridiplantae, Streptophyta, Magnoliopsida, Fagales, Fagaceae. The record is from RefSeq and is a predicted model, not a curated record.
AUGUUUAGUGUGCCUUCCACAAAUAGUGAUAUGCAAGAAGAUGAAGAUGUUCAAGAAGUAUUUAGUAGUGGGUUGCCUAAAAAACCUGUUUUAGGUAAAAUAAAGGGUACAAAUCCAGUGGAUAAUUACUUUGCUCCAAGAACUACUCCAAGAGCUCAACCUGGUCUUAAAAGUGUGUUCCAAAGUAAAGAAAUGGUGAGGCAAGCUGAUAUGGCUAUUGCAAGGUUUCCGUAUGACAAUUGCAUUCCUUUUAAUGUAGUGAAUUCAGUGUACUACCAAAAGAUGAUUAAUGCCGUAGCUGCUGCUGGUCUUGGCUACAAAGGUCCAUCUUAUCAUGCUAUACGAGUCCCUUUGUUGAGGGAUCAAAAGAAAGAGGUUCAGUUGUUGGUUGAGUCACAACGUAGGCUUUGGGCAGAAGUUGGAUGUACACCUAUGGCUGAUGGUUGGACAGAUACUAGAUAUAGGUCAUUGAUUAAUUUCCUUGUUUAUUAUCCUAGGGGAAUGGUAUUUGUAAAAUCAGUUGAUGCCUCAGAUAUUGUGAAGAGUACUAGAAACUUAUUUAAACUAUUUGAUGAAGUAGUUACAUGGGUUGGUCCAAAAAACAUAGUUCACAUGGUUACUGAUAAUGCUUCCAAUUAUGUAUCUGCUGGUAAAUUGUUGUGUGAAAAAUAUAAAACUAUAAGUUGGUCUCCUUGUGCAGCACAUUGCUUGAAUCUUGUGUUACAGGAUAUGGGAGUCAUGCCUCAUAUGGAGAGACUCAAAAAACGUGCAUCCAAAGUUACAAUUUUUAUUUAUAAUCAUGUGGCUUUGAUUGCUUGGUUAAGGAAGAGACCUGGUUGGACAGAUAUUGUACGUGUAGGAGCAACAAGAUUUGCUACUACUUUCCUUUCAUUUGGAAGUCUUCAUGUGCAUAAGCAUGACUUGCAAGCCUUAGUGACUAGCAAGUUCUUUGUGGACAAUAGAUUGGCAAGAGAGUCAAAGGAAAAAGAAGUAGUUUCUAUCAUUUUAGAUAAUUCUUUUUGGGAUGAUAUUAAUGUUCUUGUCAAGAUUUCAUCGCCACUCAUUCGUUUGUUACGGAUUUUUGAUUCUGAUCAAAGGCCUGCAAUAGGAUAUGUGUAUGAGGGCAUGCAUAGAGCACGGUUGGGAAGCAAGAAGAUCUUCCGAAUGAAGAAGCACUUGCUUUACAAUAAAAAGUUUAAUUUUGACCCCAUUGAUUAUGCAAGUAUCGACAAAACUGAUUUUUGGGUAUUUGUGGAAGAGGAAGACCCAUAUCUUAAUUAUGAAGAGUUGAAGAAUGCAAUUUAUGAAGAGGGUGCAUAUCCAGCAAGUGCAGGGCCUUCUUCUAAUAUUGAAGAAUCUGUAGAUGAUAGCAGUGAGGUUGAAGGAAUUGAUUUGGGAACAUUUGGACAACCUGUUGGCCCUCCUCCUGGGUUUCCAGGGAAUGAUGAUGAGCAUGAUAACUAUCAUGACAUUGAUGAUUUAUGA